AUGCCCAGACUUGCUGGCCUUGGCAGUCAGCUGGUGACGAGCGAUGGUUGGCAGGCUUUUUGGUCGCUCUAUCCCGUGGUGGCGAGGGCAUAUUUCGGGGAGGGGGCGCAGGCCAACUUGGAGGUCGUUGUGGCUCAGACAGUGGAGAGAAUGCUAUCUGCAGGGCGUGAGGCACUGAUCGAGUUUCCAACAGAUGCUAUCAUGGAUGUUGAGUGGUGUGAGGGUAUGCCGGAUCUCUUCCGGCCGUUGGCCCAUCUUUGUCCGCAGAGCUGUGGUUGCACUGCAUCCUCUGGGGGGGCUCUUCCGAGCUUCUGCCCAGCCAGCUGCAACUUAUCGCUCUAG
Messenger RNA from Symbiodinium sp. CCMP2592, 342 nucleotides. NCBI's taxonomy places the organism in Eukaryota, Dinophyceae, Suessiales, Symbiodiniaceae. The record is from the annotation of a GenBank genome assembly.